CAAACAUGCGCGCGAGGAGGUGUUUGUAUAUAAAGACGACGCAGGCUGUGGCGAGGGAAUUGGCAGUUCAUUCGAUCACUGGGUGCAUCAAUGGAGCAGCAGCAGAAGCUUUGUAGCCAUAGCUGCACGUCUACUUCCAAAACCAAACGAAAGAGACGAUCCAAUUCCGAUUUCGAUGUCAAUACUACUUUCUCUCUUCUUCUCGCCGCCGUCUCUACCCCUCGCAAUCCCUAUGCUGCCUCCUUGAUUCCCAAAUGCUUGGCGGAGCUCCAUUUCGCUCUUCUUCCACAUUCUCCACACCCUCUGCAAACUCUUCCGUCUUCAAUCCUCUCUCUGCUUCCUCUUCUUAUUCUUUCUGAGCGCCAAGGAAUUGCUUCUCGUGCUGCUGAGAUUGUGGGCGCUGCUUCGCUUCUUUCGCUCCGUAUGAAUGAAGUGAUUGCUUCGGCUGAUGGGGUUGUGAGGGCUUUGAUCUCGGCCUUGGCGUGUUCGAAGAGAAGGGUUGCGUUGGCUGCUUGUAAUGCUGUUAUGGAUUUGUGCACCACGUCCUUUGGGCGGGAAAGCUUGGUUGAGUUCUCUGCUAUCGAGCGUCUUAUAUCUGCAUUUUUGCAGGUUUCAGCCUCUUCAGCGAUGUCAGUUUCCAUAGGCACUGUAUAUAUCGAAAAUUCUGCAAUCCUGAAGGCAGGAUUUGAAGGAGAUGAGCUUUCAGUAUCAAUUCUGAAUGCAGCUAUAGUUCUAUUGAACACUUGCCAUUUCAAACAUUUGGAAAAGAUACCACGCUACUACUUGAAGACAUUCUUGACAUUUUUGAAAAAGCAAUGGAUAGAAGUGCGUAGUAAAAUGAUGCAAAUUAACAAAAUUGAGUGCAGCUGGCAGGAGCAAUUCGAAAUUAGCAAUAUUAGCACCAAUGAUUUGGCCGUGUGUAUUUUUAGGCUUUCCAUCAGUACCGAUCAAGUUAGCAGAGUUUUUCCGGUGAAGGAAGUUAAAACGUUAUUGGGUUUAAGUGGGUCGAACUUUGAAGAAUUCAUGCUUAACCACUGGGAAUCAUCGCCAUGUCUCAUGCAGAAAUCCUCAACAACCAUAAAUGAAGAAGCUGAUAUUAUCGGAUCAUUUGUGGGAUCUAUAACCUCAAUUGAAACAAAUCUCUCCUUUAUUUCAUCAAUGCUUGGAAGAUUAGUUUCUUGUAAUCCUAUUGCCUCAGAUGAACUAGACAUACAUAAUUUCUUAGAGGAGGCACGAAAUGAAUUGGGAUUUCCUUUAAUUUAUCAGCAAGAUAUACGUGUCUUGAGAACUGAUGAGUGUUUGAAAAGAGAGAUACAUUUCUUUCAGAAAACUUUUGAGCCAUGUUGCUUAAAGGGUCCUCAUUUCUUAAAGUUAAAUGAUGCGCUAAAGUGUGAAGAAGCUUUUAAAGAGGGUUAUACAAUUGCUCUGCGUGGCAUGGAAUUUCGGUAUGAGAAGAUUGCUGCUAUUGCAAAUACUUUAGCAUCUCUGUUUGGUCAGCCAUCUGUAGGUGCUAAUAUGUACUUGACUCCUCCAGGUUCUCAGGGUUUGGCUCGUCAUUAUGAUGAUCAUUGUGUGUUUGUAUGCCAGCUUGCUGGAAGCAAGCAGUGGACAGUUUUUAGUCCGCCAAAGAUGUGUUUACCUCGCUUGUAUGAUGCUAAUGAAUUCCCACGUUGUUCUGAGGUUGAGAGUCCAUUGGCGGUUGGAAGGCAGUUUUUACUAAGGGAGGGUGAUGUAUUAUAUAUUCCUAGAGGAUUUCUUCACGAGGCUCGUACUGAAAAUAAUGGUCCAGAUGGGUCUUCUCUACACCUUACCUUUGGUAUUGAGGUCGAACCACCUUUUGAGUGGGAAGGAUUUGUUCAUACUGCUGUCUAUUGUUGGAAUUGGAAAGAUAACCCAAAGCAAUAUGAUACUUUGUUUGGAACUAUGUCAGUAGAAUUGCUGCACUUGGCAAUUUGGUUAAUUAGUGUAUCUGAUCAUAACUUUCGAAAGGCUUGCUUGGUAGAAGCAAGUUUUCUGCCCUCAGAUAACAAUAAUAUGCUUGACCAGAACCAGAAGACUAUUUUCAGUAGAUUGAUAGAUAAAAUUAGUAGAGAGUCAAACUUCUUGGAAGUGCUUGCUGGUAUUAAAAUUUCAGUUGAGAAAGACGAAGACCCCUUUCAUCGGAUGAGAUGGCUUAGGCUUCUCAAUGUAGAUGGAAAAGAAAGUGUCAAAGAAGAUCAGUGGACUAUGCCCUCAAUUGGUAUCAGAGAUCUGUUAUCCACUUGUGCUACUCAUAGAGAAAAGGUAGAAACUACAUUUGUGGAGGUGAAGUCCAGAUUUUGUAGGGAAGUUCGAUUUGAAAAUGCUGCGGAGUGCUACAAAAAGUUGCUCGAGAGGUUCAGAAAUGUCAGAAGUCAAUACACAAUAGGAAUGAUUUCUUUGCAUUCAAUUACGAGUGAUUAAUGUGUCUGGUUCUUUGCCAACUAUGUUUCCUAUUUCGAGCUAUUGAGUUUCAUAUAUAUUUUGGCAAGUUCCUAGCUCAAGUAAGCGCGAAAGUCUGACUUAUCUGCAAUGAUUCUAUCGUAUAUGAAAAAAAAAACGAGCAUUUGAUAGAUUAUAAAACAAAAGAGAGUAUCUGAAGUUCAGUACACGUAUGAAUAGUUCAUUUCAUCUUUAAAGUUGAUAUGUUGUCUAUGGCUAUGGAUGUUUGGGCGUCGGAUUUGGAUGCGUUGUCACUCCAUGAUAAUCAAUGUGGUAGACAAGUUCGCCCAUACGGUCGAUACUUGCUUCAUAUUCAGGUAUGUUGGAGGAAAUAUCUUUUGCAGACGGUCUAUUGAACUCGUCUUUGUGAACCUGCAUUUUGGCAUAUCCAUAACCAUAAAUAAGGAAAUAUCAGUACAUGUUUAGGGUGGUGAAAUCCAUUGGCACAGGUCUUCCUGUGUAGGGAGGUGGAGAUUGCAAACGAUGCACUGAAAGAAGAUAGAAGAGAUUAAAGAGAAGGAAAAAGAAAAGAAAAUAUGGUCGGCAUUCUAGUGCUGUAUGCAAUAAAUGUAUGGCACUGAAAGAGGUGUGCAUUUCUCAACUUUUCAACGUGAUUGAUUCUUGCAAUAGUUAACAUCACCAAUGGCUGCACUGGAGAUUCCCCAGUGACAAAUGAUUUGAAAGGGAAGUGGUAAAGUGAAUUAAUCAACUGAUGUAAGUGUCUUCAAUCCAGGCUUCAUGACAUGACUUCCUUUUGUUUUAUUUCUAUGAAUAUGAACACUUCAGAUCUGAA
Molecule: messenger RNA, 3253 nt
Organism: Cucurbita pepo subsp. pepo (vegetable marrow)
Lineage: Eukaryota; Viridiplantae; Streptophyta; Magnoliopsida; Cucurbitales; Cucurbitaceae
Source: RefSeq, a predicted model, not a curated record